Hippocampus comes (tiger tail seahorse) is the source of this 2536-nucleotide messenger RNA. It is a transcript of the gene lmx1bb, whose product is annotated as LIM homeobox transcription factor 1, beta b. The record is from RefSeq and is a predicted model, not a curated record. Gene Ontology annotation, biological process: regulation of transcription by RNA polymerase II; neuron differentiation. The transcript has 9 exons. Gene Ontology annotation, cellular component: nucleus. Lineage: Eukaryota; Metazoa; Chordata; Actinopteri; Syngnathiformes; Syngnathidae. The coding region runs from base 440 to 1570 and encodes 376 amino acids. Gene Ontology annotation, molecular function: DNA-binding transcription factor activity, RNA polymerase II-specific; RNA polymerase II transcription regulatory region sequence-specific DNA binding.
CGAUCUGUUGUCAUGCGGACCAUUAUUAUGUGUAUUAUUGUUGUGUGUUGCAGUUUGGCUGCGUGGAUUCAAUGCACUGUGCUCCAAUAGCAUCCCAAUGCCUAUGAGCGGGGAGUGAAAAAAGUGCAGCCAUCCGUGCACGAGUGGGAGGUUCCAUCCACUCGCUUCAAUCACGACGUGAGACUUGAACAGCGACACGAACACUAGCGAGCAAGGAAGCAAGCUCCUGCAUGAGUUGGUGCCGGGACAUCUCCACUCCGCUGUCUUUGGACCUCGUUGUCAGCUGUCUUCUCCUUGGACGAACUCUGAUUGGACUCUCAAAUCAGUUCCGACGCACUCGGCUCUCCAGCAACACGUAAACGCGUCCUCCUUUCUGAUUUUCACAGGUCCUGUGUCAUUGGAACGAUUUACCGUGAGGGAACAAUUGGAGACGUGCAUCAUGUUGGACGGCAUAAAAAUAGAAGAGCAUCCGCUGCGAUCGGGACAAGCGCUGGGUGUCAUGCUCGGGACAGACUGUCACCACCAGGCCGUGUGUGAAGGCUGCCACCGUCCCAUCUCUGACCGCUUCUUGAUGAGGGUCAACGAGUCGUCGUGGCACGAGGAGUGUUUGCAGUGCACUGUGUGUCAACAGCCUCUCAUCACCAGCUGCUACUUCAGAGAAAGGAAACUUUACUGCAAGCACGACUAUCAACAGUUGUUUGCAACCAAGUGCAGCGGGUGCAUGGAGAAGAUUGCCCCAACAGAGUUUGUGAUGCGAGCUUUGGAGUGCGUUUACCACCUGAGCUGCUUCUGCUGCUGCGUGUGCGACCGGCAGCUGAGAAAAGGUGACGAGUUUGUCCUGAAGGAGGGUCAGCUGCUGUGCAAGGUCGACUACGAGAGGGAGAAGGACUUACUCAGCUCGGUCAGCCCAGAUGACUCAGACUCAGAAAAAAGUGACGAUGAGGAACUGGAUAUCAAGCCUGAGAAAGGAGGCAUAGGAGGCCCGGGGAAAGGGGAUGACAGCAAGGAUCCCAGGAGACCCAAAAGACCACGGACCAUUUUGACCACUCAGCAGAGACGAGCUUUCAAGGCCUCCUUUGAGGUCUCCUCGAAACCCUGCAGGAAGGUGAGGGAGACGUUGGCUGCAGAGACGGGACUCAGUGUUCGGGUGGUCCAGGUGUGGUUCCAGAACCAAAGAGCUAAGAUGAAGAAGUUGGCCAGAAGACAGCAGCAACAACAAGAACAACAGAAUUCCCAGAGACUUGGGCAAGAAGUAAUGUCCAAUCGAAUGGAGGGGAUGAUGAGCUCCUUCACACCUCUGCCUCCGCCACAGCAGCAGCUGGUCUCCAUGGAUCAGAAUGGCUACAGCACAGACCCAUUCCAACAGGGGCUCCCCCCUCCACAGAUGCCCGGGGACCACAUGAACCCAUAUGGUAACGAUUCGGCAUUCCACGACAUAGACAGCGACACGUCUUUAACCAGCCUAAGUGACUGCUUCAUGGCAUCAUCAGAAGUCAACUCCAUGCAGGCCCGUGUGGGGAACCCAAUCGACCGCCUGUACUCCAUGCAAAACUCCUAUUUUGCAUCAUGAAACGACAAAGAAAGCAACGGAAAACAACACAGAACAAACUGCGCAUCUCUCCCUAAAGCCUGGCGCUCGGGCGUUUGUACACAAGCACGGAUCCGACAGAAGAAAGCGCUCGCGUUGGGCGCUUAGUCCAAGAUUGCUAAACCACUUGUAGGACAGUGAAGAAUCAUGGGACAAAAAGACUUGUUAAUUGUUAGAAACCAUUCAUUAGGAUGGCUUACCCCCAACAGGAGAUACUGUAUUACUAUUUUCCUUGUUCACAAGUAGACACUCUUUCAAACCAAAUAACAGCGUGAAUUCAAACAGUGCAUGAUCAAUUGUGAACAAAACCAUCAUCCCGGUUAAGAUGUGGUGUUUGGAUUGUUUUUUUUCUUAACACUACAUAGUUUACCAUGUUUACCGCUAGCAUUUUGAUCACUAUGAAUAGGUACUAGAUAUUGUGUUAAUAGUAAAUAGGUGCAGCAUGUCUGCAAGCGUGACUGUACAUUUAUGUAUGUUUGAGAGUUUGUGGUGAGAAAGAAGCGUUUAGAGGACUUUAAAAAAAAGGCGGAGAAAAUGGUGGACUAGUCAGAUCAGUGAAAUGUAAAUACUUUUCCGCGGCAAAUUGGAUGUGCAUGUUAAAAAUGGAAAGCAUUCUAUUUAUUUAACUAUAACAGGCUCUUGAAGGUACAUAUUAAAAAUGAAAAGCUUUAUUUAAAAAGGAGAACUUUUUUUGGAGCAAUUAGUGUGUUCACAAGUUUCACAACCUAUUUGUGUGCCAUUUUAAUAUGAAGAUUAACCCUUUCUCUCAGUCAAGCUGUAAAUGAGCAAUGUGCUAUUUAUUUCGUACAGACCAUACACUCUUCGUUGUCAUUGUCAUAUGUGCAUUCUGAAAAUGUUAAAGUUGCUAAUUGACCAAAGUUGACUGGUUUGAUGAAUAAACAAUGUCUUUCUCCUGAUAACAUUGAAUAAAUGGCCUCAUUCAGAGUA